This is a messenger RNA of Platichthys flesus (European flounder), 453 nucleotides long. RefSeq names its product calglandulin-like. Gene Ontology annotation, molecular function: enzyme regulator activity; calcium ion binding. The record is from RefSeq and is a predicted model, not a curated record. NCBI's taxonomy places the organism in Eukaryota, Metazoa, Chordata, Actinopteri, Pleuronectiformes, Pleuronectidae.
AUGGCUCGCAGGAAGCUAAUCGCAGGUCCCUUCAAUAGGACAUGUGACGGUGAGGUCACAGAAAACAGAACAUCUUCCAAAUUGUUCGAUGAGGAGGGAAACGGAGACGUGAAGACGAAAGACCUGGAGAGACUGAUGAGUAAAGGGAUUUUUAACUGUGACAGCUUCUUGGGUCUGAUGGCACUUUACCACCAAAGAACCAAGAACCAGGAUGCUGAACUCAGAGCUCCUUUUAAAGUUUUUGAUAAAUAUGCUAAGGGCUAUAUUGACUGGAGCACACUCAAGUAUGUACUGGCGAACGCAUGGGCACUUAAUGAGUUCGAAGCAGAGCAGAUGAUGAAGGAAGCUGAUAAAGAUGGAGAUGGAGCCAAUGAUUAUGAAGAAUUUGUGGCCAUGAUGACCGGGGACCUGUUUAAAAUAACUGUCUCUUCUCUGCAGCAGUUUUCUGUUUAG